GGUUAAUGAAAAUCAUAAAUACCACAAAAAAGCUUUACUUCCCCUCUUUUUCACGUCAAAGAAGAAACGACCGACUCGACUGAGAAAAACAGAUACCCAAAUCCACGCUUUCACUUCCCUUCCCUUUCCUCUUCUUUUUUGGGCCUGAAUUGGGGGGAGCGCGGACGGAGAAAUUGGGGUGGGAAUUUCUUGAUUGCAGAAAGAUAGAUGUCGCAACCACGCCGGUCGUCGUUUUCUGCAUCCACAACGUCGUCUUUGGCGAAGCGGCAUGCUUCGUCGGAGAAUGCAGGGAAGACGGCGGUGUUUGCCGCCUCCGCUGCUCCUGCUUCGCACUUGGCCAGGAAACGGGCGCCUCUCGGUGAUAUCACUAACAAUUCGAGAAAUGCUGCGCAGAAAGGCUCGAGAACCGCUCUCCCGUCGUCGACUCUGGGUCAGAGCGCUGCUAAAAUUGCCAAAUUCAAGAAAGGUCCAACUCCUGCUUCCAAUAACAGCAACAGCCACGGCAACACUGCAUUGUCUGGAAGUUUCAUACCGGCAGUGGUGAAACCGACUGAGAUUGAGGUCAAAUCUGCACGAAGAAGCCAUGAAGUUGUCUCGAGCAAUGUCAAGCUUCCUGCUUCCUGUGAGACGAAUGUGUCUCCAACUAAAACAGAUGAAGCAUCAAUGUCCUUGGAUGAAACCAUGUCCACCUGUGAUUCCUUCAAGAGCCCUGAUGUUGAGUACUUGGACAACAAUGACUUGCAUGAGAUUGAUUCUAUCAACAAGAAGGCAUUGAACAAGCUCUAUAUUACUGAUAACGAAGUAGCAGCAGAAAAUGUGUGUAACAGAGAUGGAUUUGGUGCCAUUGAUAUGGAUACAGAUGACAAGGUUCUAGACCUGGAUACCAAUUUUGAGGAUCCUCAGCUUUGUGCCACUAUUGCUUGUGAUAUUUACAAGCACUUGCGAGCUUCUGAGACUAAGAAAAGACCAGCAACAGAUUUCAUGGAAAAAACUCAGAAGGAUAUAAAUGCCAGUAUGCGUGCUAUAUUGAUAGAUUGGCUCGUGGAGGUUGCAGAAGAGUACAGACUUGUGCCAGAUACCUUGUAUCUGACCGUUAACUACAUUGAUCGAUAUCUCUCUGGCAAUGUGAUGAACAAGCAAAGAUUGCAAUUGCUUGGUGUUGCCUCCAUGAUGAUUGCUGCAAAAUAUGAGGAAAUAUGUGCACCCCAGGUAGAGGAGUUCUGCUACAUUACAGACAAUACAUACUUCAAGGAUGAGGUUUUAGAAAUGGAAUCAGCAGUUUUGAAUUACUUGAAGUUUGAAAUGACAGCCCCAACAGCCAAAUGUUUCUUAAGACGAUUUGUGAGAGCUGCUCAAGGAAUCGAUGAGGUACCAUCAAUGCAGUUGGAAUGCUUAGCAAAUUACAUCAGUGAACUAUCUCUGCUGGAGUACAACAUGCUUUGCUACCCUCCAUCAGUUGUUGCAGCUUCUGCCAUUUUCUUGGCCAAGUUCAUACUUUUCCCUUCAAAGAGACCAUGGAAUUCCACAUUGCAACAUUACACACUCUAUCAGCCUAGUGAUCUACAGGACUGCGUAAAGGAUCUUCACCGCCUGUGUUGCAGCACUUACGACUCCACGUUACCUGCAAUCAGAGAAAAGUACAGCCAGCAUAAGUACAAGUUUGUAGCCAAGAAAUUCUGCCCUCCUCAAGUACCAGAGGAAUACUUCCACAAGCAAAGCUCAUAGGCAGAUGGACGAACAGAGUAUUGAUCUGAUCUCGAUUACUAACUCAUCUCAUCAACCAAGCAGCAAUGGCAGUAUUCAUCCAGACAAACCAGAAAAUGGCUUGUGAGGGAGUAAAAAAUCUUCAACAGCGAUUCCACCAUCAAUCUUGAGCAGUCUUCUCUACUACUAGUGAUGGCAGUAUCCUUCCAAUUCUCCGUUGGAAGAAGCUCUUCUUUCUGUCCAUCUGCCCCCUGUAUGUUUGAUUGUAGUUUAGCAGUAACAAAUGGUAUUAGCAGUUGAUGUAGCAGUUGUAGCCUCAGGCCCUCAGCUCUUUGUAUGAUAUCUCCUCCAUCUCCCAUGCUAUUUGACCAUUUGUUUGUAUCUUUUGUAGAUCAGAAUUUUUCCUUUGGACAAAUAAUCAAGUUUUUGUGAGUGCAGAAAUUCCAUUGGGAGAUCAAAUCCCAUUGGGAGAUCAAAUCAGAAAUUUUCCUUCGGACCAUUUUUCUGUCGAUUUCAUUGGGAGAAAAAUCAGUGAAACUAAAUAAUCAUAUAAUAGUAAAACUCUUUAAAAAUAGAGUUAUACCUUAUUCUUAUUCUGGUCCGAACUAUGACCAUAUAAACAACUUUGGCCCGUGGUUUGAGAAAUCACAAAUUUGCACUUUGUGACAACAAUAGCCAAUUUUUGAAAACAUAUAGACUCAAUUGGACGGUCAACACCGUUGACUAAACGUUCAAAGGUACAUGUCAUCAUAGAAAAUAGUAAAUAAUUAAAAUUAAAUAAUUAAUUACAAAAGUAUUUACAGAUAUAUAAUUAUUAAAUAAAAAUAGUUAUCUUCUCCCUUUCUCCUCACUCAUGCUCCUCCUUCGGCGGCGGAAUCGUGGAACGGAUUUCGACUUCAGGCUAAACAUCGCCGUCGGGUAACCCAUCUCCCAGAUCCAAUCGGCGCCAUAACUCCUCUGCCACAACGAAGAGCAAGAACAACGAAAUCAACAUCAACGCCUCUGCUCGCUCUCACUCAAUCUCUCUCUCAUCUCUAGUAAAUAUCAGGGGAACAUGGAACAACAGUAGUAAAAUAUCCAGAAAUUGGGGCAUGAACAGAAACACAAGGAGCAAAUGGAGUAGCAGUAAAAUACCCAGAGUGUGGUGCAUGAACAGAAACAUAACUCUUCCCCCAAUUUCUUAAUUAUAUAUACUUUUCUUGAUUAGAUCUACUAGCCGGUCAUCAUCCAUUACCGCAUGAGGAAGGAAGAUAAGUGGUCGGAGAGGACAAGACGACGACUUUCUAAAGAAUCCGGUGCAUCCUUCUUCGGUUUCCGUCUCCCUCAGCAAUAACCCCGACAUCCGUAUGCGAAACAGAGGCCCGAGCAUCUUCGAUUUUCUUAGGCUGACGGAUCUCGCGAGCUGUACGACAAUCUCUUUCGGGGUCAAGAGGAACCAGUAUCAGCAACAAGAGGCCCGCCGCCGGGCCCAAGAAGAGGAGAUCGAGCGGUAGUGCAAUCGAAUGAGGAGGAGGAUGGUGGAGGAAGAAGAAACUUGUCGUCGAGAUGCGAUAGCGCCGCGAAGUUUCUUCAAUUCCUUCGGAGAAAAAGAUGAACCGGAGGAGACAGAUUGGAGAUAAAAUCUACUUUUUAUCUUUUCAUUUUAUUUUAUCAAAUUGUUAACUUUUUAUUAAUUUUGUU
Molecule: messenger RNA, 3384 nt
Organism: Linum tenue
Lineage: Eukaryota; Viridiplantae; Streptophyta; Magnoliopsida; Malpighiales; Linaceae
Source: the annotation of a GenBank genome assembly